AUGCAAAAAUGCGACGAAGAGAAACCAACCUGCCGUCGGUGCAGAGACGACCAGUACAAGUGCGACGGAUACGCACCAAUACAGUCAAGGAAGAAGAAACCAGCUGCUCAGAGGGAUGUGCCUCCAAGCAGGCAAAUAACAAAGACAAAGACAAAGCCACACGAGUUGAGUCUGGCCCGCUACCAGUCCCGAGUUAUAUGCCUAGGCACCAGGGCUCAUCUCGAUCUCGAUACCCACGGGCCAGAUGGGAUAUUUCUCAAUCAUUUUCGAUCCAUUACCAUCAUCGAUUUUGUACGAGUCGCCAACCCCAAAGACUUCUGGUUCCGCAGGGUGUUACCAAUGUGUCAUGAGGACUCCGUCAUACGAAACGUCGUUGUGGCCCUCGGUGCAGCCCAUCGAAGCUAUCUCGACAAGCUCUCGCAACCGCAUCCACAAGGUGCGAACGCACCGAUGACCCAUUUCGAACGUGUUGCCAUCAACCUGUACAAUGAAGCCAUAAAGAAGGUGGUAAAUCUCGACGUUGAAGCAUCCAAAUCAGGGGAUAGCGAGGCCAGGUUCUUGAUCUGUUGCUUGCUUUUCGUCUGCCUUGAGUACAUGCUUGGUCGUUUUGACGAAGCAGUCCGUCAUAUAAAAGCUGGAUGUCGGCUCCUGGCGGCUUCAGACCUUUCAACUGCUCCAAAGGAUGUGCGGCAGCUGGUCCAAGAAACUGCAACCGUUUUGCUCCGCUUGAACGUCGAUGCGUCUAUUCCCCCGCAGGAACACGACAUACCGAACAUGACGUCGCAUGCCAAACCUCUCAUUGAGCUCGACGACCCCUCGAAACCUUUUACGAGUCUUGCGGAAGCCAAGGAUGCCAUGUGGGACCUAGACGUUAAGAUGGCAUAUAGCAGUCAUAGCCAGAACGACGAAAUCAGGCAGUCGUUGGAGAUGCUUGACUUUUUUGAUGACUGUGGCGUUGACGAAGAGUGGGACGAGCUUUCUGUCCCAUUCGGAAUCUGGAAAGCCAAAUUCAACUUGCUGAUCUCGUCCCUCGGUAACUUCAACGGCCUCCCGAUGGACGUUCAGCGGGAGAUCUUUGUUCUCACAGCUCAACGCUACAUGUGGGAUAUCAUACUUUAUCCUAUAGAUGACCCAAAGGACGAGGGACUACGAAGACUCUGCGAUGGUCAUAUUGACGUGAUUGAACAAACGUACCGCAUCGAGGCUGCGAGCUUAGCCCGGCCAGUGUUUACGUUGGACAGCGAUACCAUUCCUGCGAUGUUCCAUGCUGCUAGCUAUAGCAAGGAUCCGGUCCUGACACAGCGUGUCGUCGGUCUUUUACGCCAAUAUCGAAGACGGGAGGGCAUCUGGGAUAGUUGGGAAGUGGCCGACAUGCUUGAGAAAGAAAGCUACAUGAUCGAUUUUCCUGAAAAACGCAUACGGCCAAUAGCUGAUCCGAAAUCGGUAAUUGAAUCCUAUUGCUGGACAGUGGAAGACUCUCGAUCCGACAUCAGGCCUGAAUGA
This is a messenger RNA of Didymosphaeria variabile, 1503 nucleotides long. RefSeq lists its product as uncharacterized. The record is from RefSeq and is a predicted model, not a curated record. Gene Ontology annotation, molecular function: DNA-binding transcription factor activity, RNA polymerase II-specific; zinc ion binding. The transcript is spliced from 2 exons. NCBI's taxonomy places the organism in Eukaryota, Fungi, Ascomycota, Dothideomycetes, Pleosporales, Didymosphaeriaceae. Bases 1 to 1503 code for a protein of 500 amino acids. Gene Ontology annotation, biological process: regulation of DNA-templated transcription.